AUGUAUUUGUAAAAUCUCAGCGAAUGAAUUUAAAGUAAAGCCAACGUUCCACCCGACAAUCUGGUCCGAGCUUUUUCAAGGAAAUAUAAUCAAACAAUCACCGUAUGCUGAAUAUAUCAUCCAAUCAAUGUUAGCAGUGUUCAAAGCUCGUUCUAUUGAUUCCGUUGGUCAGUUAGCUCAUGCAUUAAGCAAUGUCAAACUUUCCACAGAUACACUACUAAAAAUAUUCUGGCCAAGUUCAUAUUGUAGGCUGUUACGUGAAGAUGUUGUUCUACUAGAUAGUCCAGGGAUUAAUGUUGAUCCAGAUAUGGAUAGAUGGAUUGAUCUUCACUGUUUGGAUGCGGAUGUUUUCAUUCUUGUUGCUAAUGCUGAGUCAACAUUAAUGCAAGCUGAGAAAGAUUUCUUCCAUAAAGUCAGUCAGAAGUUAUCAAAACCAAAUAUUUUUAUCAUUAAUAAUCGUUGGGAUGCUUCAGCAAACGAAAUUGAAUAUAUUAAUGAGGUACGUGAACAACACCUGCAACGUUGUGUAGCGUUUCUUGUUGAUGAAUUAAAAGUGUGCACACGUACAGAGGCAGAGGGACAUGUUUUCUUCGUUUCAGCUCGUGAAGUUUUAGCAAUGAGAACAAAAGCGAAUUUAGGUGGAGAUCCACAUUCAGGUCCUCCUGGAGCAGCUACAAGUAUUGGGUCUCCUUUGUCAACAGUGGCCUAUAUGGCUGAGGGUUGGCAAGACAGACUCGUGGAGUUUACAAAUUUCGAAACUGUUUUUGAGAAAAAUCUUUCAGAGUCUGCUACUCGUACAAAAUUUGCAGCUCAUUCUGAACAAGGCAAGGAUGUAGUGAAUAGAGUUCGUACAAUCAUGGAAAAUAUCUAUGAGACAACAGUUGAAGAAAAAGAUGCUGCUGUUCGCUGUCGUCGUCUUUCUCAAGCACAUCUUGAAGAGGUACGUGCCCGGUUGAUGAAGACAACUCAAGCUGUAGAUGAAAUGCUUCAUGCUAGUUUGGCACGUGUUGAAGCUCAAGUGGCUAGUGCAUUAAAUGCUGAAAUUCGACGUUUGAGUGAACUUGUCGAUAGUUAUUCGCGUCCUUUCCAUCCAGAUCCAGCUUUGAUUCACGUAUACAAGCGGGAACUAAAUACUCAUGUUGAACGUGAAUUAGGCAGAAAACUUACUGAAGCUUGUUCUAGUGAUAUUCUUAAUGAAGUUGCUCGAUGUGAACAGUUAAUGAUGAAUAAACAUGCGGCAAUUGUUUCAGACGAAGCUUGUAAAAAUCGUAUACUUCAGCUAGUUGAUCCUACUGCGUUUACUCCGGAAUUUCAUCUUGAUUGUCGUAAUUUGUGUGCAAAUUUUCGCGAAGAUAUUCAGUUUCGUUUUUCUCUUAGUUUGGGAACGCUGUUCCAACGGUUAUCAGCCCCACGUCGUUCGACAAAUAGUUACCAUUGGACACAAUCUGAUGGGAUUCCUUCUAGUUUAGUUAACUCGUCCAUAUUACCCAGAUCUUCGUUGACUGUUGAUUUAUUCCCUUCUCUUAUGAGCCGAAGUGCUGUUGGUACUGUUAUUGUUUUUGGAAUUAUGUCUAAAGCUGUUGGUUGGCGAGUUCUAGCGGUGGCUUGUGGAAUAUACGGUGGUUUGUAUCUAUACGAACGACUUUCUUGGACAAAUAAAGCUAAAGAGGCUGCUUUCAAACGUCAAUAUGUCGAUUUCGCUUCACAUAAAUUACGUUUAAUUGUUGAUUUAACUAGUACAAAUGCUCGGCAUCAAGCUAAAAGAGAGUUACAUUUAGCUCAUAAGAAGUUGUCCACGGAAGUGGAGAAUUUCAGUGAUACUUUAGUUGAAGAAGUAAAACAAUUGGAUAAUGAUAUUAACCGUCUGGAUUUCAUUACUACAGAAGCAAGGAAACUUAAAAAUCGUGCUAAUAACUUGGGGAAUAUUUUGAAUAAAUUUCAUGAAACAUUUAUUUUAAAUCCAUGGGAUGAAUCUAAUUAGACGAAUUCAAUUUAUUCUUUUGGUGUUUUCUUUUUUGGAAGAAAUGUUCAUAUAUAUAUAUAUAUAUAUAUAUAUAUAUAUAUAUAUAUACAUAAUAGUUCAGUUUACAAAGUGAAAAACAUGACGCAAGAAAACGAAAUCUCAAAUUGAAAAGUCUUCAAAAACCUUUCUAGUAGUAAUAUUAGUUAGUAGCAGGAGUAGUAGUAUGCUUUCGCCGCUGAACGCGAUGCAUUUUGGGAACAAAUAUUACGUUAACGAGCAUUUCAAUACCUUCGAUAAUAAUGAUUACAAUUUAUUACAAUUUUCUGAAUUAUUUACUCAUGUACUAUGUAAUUUUAAGCUUUUUAUCUGUCAGUAACUUGUUUGCUCAAUUAUCUAGCUUCAUACGUGUCUAAUAUCAAACUCGGCAAUUGGCUGUUUCGUAAUUCAAUGAACUUGCGAAAAUAAGAUUUUCAUUAGUUUUGUUUUAAAAUGAAAUACAUCACUCAAUAUGUAUUCGUGCACAAUAGAUUAACACGAUGAAGUUCUUAUACGCCAACCCACAUUAUGUUUGUGUAGUAUGCCGAUAUCAUAACAUUUUGACACUUCGUAAAACUCAUACAUAUUUUUUUUAUCUCAGUAAUUUCUGUAUAUCAUAGUUAUUCUGUCCGAUUAAACACUGUUUUUGAACACUGGUCUGUAUCUAUAUUCUUUGUCCACUGUUUGAAAUUUUCUAUUUCUAUAUAUGAUAAUGAACCAAAAUAAUAUGAGACUUUUGAGCUUGAAACUUUUAAAUGAUUAGUGUACACAAAAGAAUUUCAUAAAAUUAAAAUUUACGUGCAAGUUAAUGUAGGCACAUGGGGCAAAAGAAAAUAAUAUAAAAUUGUAAAACUUUUAAAA
Molecule: messenger RNA, 2860 nt
Organism: Schistosoma spindalis
Lineage: Eukaryota; Metazoa; Platyhelminthes; Trematoda; Strigeidida; Schistosomatidae
Source: the annotation of a GenBank genome assembly